CCACCGCCCCUUAUCCCCAUCCACCCAUCUCCAGAAACCCAAGAAACUUCGCACGGAACCAGAUCCACCUCACCAUGGCAGCCAUGGCCACCUCCGCCUCCAGCCUCCUCAAGACCUCCUUCGCCGGCGCUCGCCUCCCGGCGGCCGCCGCGCGCACCCCGUCCAGCGUCGCCACCCCGCGCGCCGGCGCCAUCUGCAACUCCAUCUCCGCCUCCACCCCUCCCUACGACCUCAACGCCUUCAAGUUCAGCCCCAUCAAGGAAUCCAUCGUCUCCCGCGAGAUGACCCGCCGGUACAUGACCGACAUGAUCACCUACGCCGACACGGACGUCGUCAUCGUGGGGGCCGGCUCCGCGGGGCUGUCCUGCGCCUACGAGCUCUCCAAAGACCCGUCCAUCAGCAUCGCCAUCAUCGAGCAGUCCGUGUCCCCGGGGGGCGGCGCCUGGCUCGGGGGCCAGCUCUUCUCCGCCAUGGUCGUGCGCAAGCCGGCGCACCUGUUCCUCGACGAGCUCAACAUCGAGUACGACGAGCAGGAGGACUACGUCGUCAUCAAGCACGCCGCGCUCUUCACCUCCACGGUGAUGAGCCGCCUCCUGGCCCGCCCCAACGUGAAGCUCUUCAACGCCGUGGCCGUGGAGGACCUGAUCGUGAAGGAGGACCGCGUCGCCGGCGUCGUCACCAACUGGGCGCUCGUGUCGAUGAACCACGACACACAGUCCUGCAUGGACCCCAACGUCAUGGAGGCCAAGGUGGUGGUGAGCUCCUGCGGCCACGACGGGCCCUUCGGCGCCACGGGAGUCAAGAGGCUCCAGGACAUCGGGAUGAUCGACACGGUGCCCGGGAUGAAGGCGCUUGACAUGAACAUGGCCGAGGACGCCAUCGUGCGCCUCACCCGCGAGGUCGUCCCCGGCAUGAUCGUCACCGGCAUGGAGGUCGCCGAGAUCGACGGCGCCCCGAGAAUGGGCCCGACGUUCGGCGCGAUGAUGAUCUCCGGCCAGAAGGCGGCGCACCUGGCUCUGAAGGCGCUCGGCCGGCCGAACGGCAUCGACGGGACGCUCAAGAACGCGACCCCGGCGCUGCACCCGGAGAUGGUGCUGGCCUCGGCGAACAACGGCGACGUCGUGGACGCCUGAACAAACGGCCUGAGGCGACGCCCUUUAGGGGGUGGGUGACAAUCAAUAAGAUGGUUGAAUGAAACAGAGGAGGCUUCGAGACGAGGACUUUCUGUGUGCUUUGUCGACUUGUUUUAACUCCCCUGUUUGUCUCUAGCUUCGUGAUGUUAGCGUCUUGUUCAUAGCGCUGCCGCCGUGUGAUCGGCCUCGUGAAACUCCAUGGAUCCUUCUGGGACUAGAGGAGCGAAUAAAAAGGUUAUUUAGUUGUUUCA
This is a messenger RNA of Brachypodium distachyon (stiff brome), 1384 nucleotides long. RefSeq names its product thiamine thiazole synthase 2, chloroplastic. The transcript is spliced from 2 exons. The coding region runs from base 75 to 1133 and encodes 352 amino acids. The record is from RefSeq and is a predicted model, not a curated record. Lineage: Eukaryota; Viridiplantae; Streptophyta; Magnoliopsida; Poales; Poaceae. Gene Ontology annotation, biological process: thiamine biosynthetic process.